Aureobasidium musti is the source of this 891-nucleotide messenger RNA. Lineage: Eukaryota; Fungi; Ascomycota; Dothideomycetes; Dothideales; Saccotheciaceae. The record is from the annotation of a GenBank genome assembly.
AUGCCUGGAUUCGAUUUCUCGCUGCACAACCGCAACCUCGCCUUGCACGCACAAGGUGUGCCGCUGCCCAAAGCCACCAGCACCGGAACAACCAUUGUCGGCUGUCUCUACGAUGGCGGCGUCGUCAUCGCCGCAGACACAAGAGCUACCUCAGGCCCUAUCGUCGCCGACAAGGUCAGCAUCUUCUGUCUUUCCUUUCUCACACCUUCAGUACUGACUCCGCGUUUGACAGNNAACUGUGAGAAGUUGCAUUACAUCGCCCCUCAGAUCUGGUGCGCCGGCGCUGGUACCGCUGCCGACACCGAGUUCACCACCGCUCUCAUCUCGUCCAACAUCGAACUGCAUGCCCUAUCUACCGGACGCAAGCCUCGCGUCGCCACCGUUAUGACCAUGCUCAAGCAACAUCUGUUCCGCUACCAAGGCCACAUUGGCGCCUACCUGGUCGUAGCUGGUGUCGACCCCACAGGCAGCCACCUCUUCACCGUCCAUGCCCACGGCAGUACCGACAAGCUUCCAUACGUCACCAUGGGUUCCGGUUCGCUGGCCGCCAUGUCUGUCUUCGAAACUCAAUGGAAGUCAGGCCUCAACAAGGACGAUGCUAUCAAGCUCUGCGCCGACGCCAUCCAAGCUGGUAUCUGGAACGAUCUGGGUUCGGGUUCCAACGUCGACGUCUGUGUCAUUACCGCCGAGAAGACGACAUUGCUGAGAAACUACAUUACCCCCAACAAGCGCGAGCAGAAGAUGAGGAAUUACAAGUUCCAGAGAGGAACCACUGCCGUCCUCAACGAGAAGAUCAUUACUCGCCAGGACAUCAGCAAAUACGUCACAGUGCACGAGCUCAGCGACAACGACGCUGGCCAGGCCGCAGAGAAGAUGGAGGUCGACUCAUAG